UAGAGGGGAGCUCCAUUUAGCUACUAGCUAUGCGAGCAGGUAACCAAUAACAACUGCAGCUGCUACUUAGCUCCAGAUAGCUGGAUGAAUUAUGUGUAGUGACUGGACACUCAAAGGUCAUACUAUUCGGGGAUAAUGUUCAGUGAAGUCUAAGGUGGAGAUGGGAGUUUAAAACCUGUCAAUUGAACAACUUCCAUCAGUGGAUCAUGUGCAGCUGACUACAGUAUCACCCAAACUCCAGAAGUACAGCGUGCUAGCAACCGACAGUAUUCCCGUCUUGACAGAUGGUCUGACAUGGAUGUCGUCGACAGCCCCGUUACCCUUGUCAUCAAGGCACCCAACCAGAAGUACGAUGACCAGACCAUCAACUGCUUUCUGAACUGGACUGUAGAGAAACUCAAAACCCACCUCUCCAAUGUGUACCCCAGUAAACCUAGUUCCAAAGACCAGAGGCUGGUGUAUUCUGGAAAACUUCUACUGGAUCACCUGACACUGAAAGAUGUGCUCCGAAAGCACGAUGAGUACCACAUGGUUCACCUGGUGUGUGCCUACCGCAGCCCCCCUGGGUCCCCCCAGCGCCCCAGCGGCCCCCGUAACAAGCCCCCCCAGGACCCCCCCUCCAGCAGCACCAUUAAUCAGAGUGCCGGAGAAUCCUCCCCCAGCCAGGAGAGCCAAUCAGCUUCUACAGGAGAGAGCAAUGACGGUCUAAGACACCGCGCCGGCCCCGCCCCCGGCCCCCCCUACCCCGGCCACCCAGCUUUCAUGCCAGGCUACAUGUGGAGCCAGCCAGGCCCUGCGUCCUACACACCACCCUACCCCACCUUUAACCCCACCUACAACCCCACCUUUAACCCCACCCACAACCCCAUGACCUUGCUGUGGUGGCAACAGGUCUAUGCCCAGCAGUACCUCAUGCACUACCAGGCGAUGGCUACCUCUUCUCACCAUCUCAGGCCGACUUCUGAUUCGCUGUCGGCCCAGCCCCGCCAAUCAGAUCCUCCGAACAGGCCUCCCCAGGAAGAGCGAGGCGUGGCUGACCCGGACGUGCAGAUGAACGCCCAGGGAGGGGAGGUGCUGAACGACGAGGAGCACAACCGUGAUUGGCUGGACUGGGUGUACGCGGUGUCGCGCGCCGCCAUCUUGCUCAGCGUGGUGUACUUCUACUCCUCCUUCAGCCGCUUCGUCAUGGUGAUGGGCGCCAUGGUGCUGCUCUACCUGCACCAGGCAGGUUGGUUUCCCUUCAACCUGGAGAACGAGCUGCAGAACCCUGGGGAAGGGCAUCACCAGGACGAGAUGGAAGCAGAACUCCACCACGACCUCCAGGAGAUGGAGCGGGUCAUGGAUGAGGGCGUGGGGGAGGAUGACGGGGAGAGUGGGGAGGAAGGCCCGGAGGAUCCAAAUGGCCUCGCCCACGCGGGCUUCCUCUCCUCCACCUGGUCCUUCAUCAUCACCUUCUUCAUGUCUCUCAUCCCUGAGGGGCCUGCUAAUGCUGCCAACUGAACCAGGAAGUCCACAGCCCUGAAGCUAGACGCAACGCACUGGGGCUGACCAGGGGGGGAAAUCACACACUACACACACACACACACACACACACA
Hypomesus transpacificus is the source of this 1595-nucleotide messenger RNA. RefSeq names its product homocysteine-responsive endoplasmic reticulum-resident ubiquitin-like domain member 2 protein. The transcript has 9 exons. Lineage: Eukaryota; Metazoa; Chordata; Actinopteri; Osmeriformes; Osmeridae. Gene Ontology annotation, molecular function: protein binding. The record is from RefSeq and is a predicted model, not a curated record. Gene Ontology annotation, biological process: endoplasmic reticulum unfolded protein response. Bases 295 to 1500 code for a protein of 401 amino acids.